AUGGAAUAUAUGAGCAGACCUUAUGCAAGCGGGCGCUCAGAGGUUCAUAAUAGAAAACUGGUUCACGCUCGCCAAAAGGCAGCCAGCAAACUUUAUCGAAUACUAGAAAUGAAGCUCUUUGUGGAUGCCAGACUAGUAAAAAGGUUUAGGAUAUGGCAGAUACACAUUAUAAAAGGAGGUAUAUCUAGAUUCUUGAAAAAUAUUAGGAGAACUAAUGUAAAAUAUAUGACCAGCAGGCUCAAAGUUAUUAUGAAAAUCUUAUUGAUAUUUGAGAAAUCUAAUGCUUUGGUAUUAUACUAGAUAUUUGAAUUUGUAUUCAAUAUAGAUAUUCCCUCUAUUUCAAAAAUAUUUAUUAUCAUUAAAUAAGUAUAAAUAAACCUACUAGAGAAUUUUUUUUACGGCUGGCCAAUCAUACAUCUCAGAUAAAAAUUCCAUCAUCUCUUUUACCAAAUAUAGGGGCCUGCAAAAUAAUUGCAUACUUAAACAAAAAGCAAGCAAAAGCCAGACUUACUUCGAUCUUCAAAAUAUUACCAAAUAUAACGGAAAGAAAAUCUUUGAUAAAAAUUGCAUUUAACUUGUGAAUGUCCUUGAGUUUUAACUCAUCUCCUUUUUUACACAGGCCUCUUGUGCUUACCUUGCAAAUCCUUUGUAUUAUAUUGAAUAAAAAUAAUAGACUAAAGCAAAUUGCCUGAGAUAACAUCAAAAGGAAAAAUUAUUUGUCAAAGGGGUUUCCUUUAUUAAUUCCCUCUCUUUGAGAGUGCCAAAAUAACGCAAGGGGAUUCUUUUUUAAACUAAAAAAUAUCAAUUGGAAAUUAAAAUUUAUUUAUUUUUAGAAUGCAAGCUAUUUAAAAUCAACUAGAAAUUUCAUUUUAUAUCUAAAUAUUUUCUAGAAAUAAUUUUUUCUCAAAAAUAGCGAUUUUUAUUCUCACUCACAUGGAAGUAAGAACACUACAAAUUUUGGUGAAUAAAAGAUUUAAAUUUUCGAUUGGAAAGCUUGCCCAGCCACGAUUCCAAAUAAGAAGAAGAUGGGAAGAUCCACAGAUUGCAGAAUCAUAUAAAAAACGAGCUUUAAAUACAGCUGGAGCUUUGAUGGAGUCAAUGAUAAGAAGGAAAAUGAGAAUUGAGCAAAUUGAGAGUAUUAGAUCUCUCUCUAUUUCGUUCACCCUAUGGAAGAAACGAACUACCAUUUCUUUAGCUGUUCCUUCAUUUAUAAAGAAAAGACAAACUAGACAAUGAAGCUUGGCACUUAUUAAAAAUAGCCUGCAAGCUGUAAUAUACCGAAAUAAGCUUCAAUCAUUUAGAGCUAUUAGAACCAAAACGCUAAUAAGAAAGGAAUACAAAGGAUUCGAAAUAGACAAAGCAAUCAUCAAAAACCAAGCCAUGAUCAACGCUCAGCUUGAAAAGCAGUUAGAGGCAAAAAUCGAAGAAUCACACAAAACCAAACGAUCAGAAAAAGUAAAAUGCUUGAACUUUAUUUUUAAAACCCAUUUAAGAGAAGUGUUAUAUAAAUGAGCCAGUAUUGUGGGCAGUGAAAAAAAUAAUGGUUUUGACGUUGGCGUAAAAUUUAUAUAGGAAAUUUUUGAGUAUUUAAGUUAUCUCGAAGAGCAGGCCCAGGCUACUCAAGAUGUGGAAAUAGAUGAAGAAAUGAGUGAACUAAGAGCAAUGCUUGAAAGAAAGUCCGUGGACCAGGGAUUCGAAGGUAUGGAAUCUGAGCAGGAUCAAGAUUAUAAGUUCAAAAGUGUUUAG
Molecule: messenger RNA, 1746 nt
Organism: Blepharisma stoltei
Lineage: Eukaryota; Ciliophora; Heterotrichea; Heterotrichida; Blepharismidae
Source: the annotation of a GenBank genome assembly